CUAGUCGCUGCAUUUUACGUCGACGCGACCUUCGAUAUCAUCGGAUUCGUUGGACGCCUUACAGAACGAGAAGCCCUUGGAAGCCCUCCUGAGUUGAUCGAAUGCCCUUUUGCUCGCGGAAUGAAUUGUCGGUUGGAGGCGAACACAAUGGGUUAUGUAGUCGGAGUUUGGGCAGGAUCGCAAGGUUGAACACAGGUCAAGGCUGGAGGCACUGGUCCCUUUUUCGUAGGUCCCCGGACGAAGCUUCGCAGAAGACUCUUCCAUCAUAUGCAUACGCAUCUACUUACGUUCUCGCAACGUUAUCUGCUGUAUCUCGCGAAAGCCGAAAACCGAAUUUGCCAUGUGAACAACAUUUGCUUUAGGAUCGCGUCGACGUUGGAAUUCGCGCACCUCCUAGGGCCGAAGAUUCCGAAUGGCCGGUUCAUUGCCUCUGUCUGCAGCUUCCUGAAGAUGCUCCUCGUUCAACGUUCGUCGAUAACCUAUCUUGGCUGAGCACAAGGGAUCCAACCAGCACGCAAUGAUAACGCAGUCUUCGAGUGUUCUGCGAUGUCGACAUCCUCCAGGAUCGGGGCACUGCUACUUACCGUGUGCAGCUUAUGUGAUCGUAGUUCAUUGUUCAGUUCCACAUUCCACGCGAGAUGAGACUCCAGUAUCGAACCUCCUGCAUGGAGAUCGUCAUCUCAGCGGCGUUCACUGUACCUCGUUGGGUAUGAAGCAACUAGUCAAGUUGACCGUCUAUCUAUGCGCUAUACUCGGAUCCUCUUCUUGUAGCUGAUGCUAGCCAUUGCCGCAACCUCGCAUACUCAUAUAGCAGCCCCACGGAUCCCGGCCCGUGGGCGGUGUGUAUAAUACG
Messenger RNA from Dichomitus squalens LYAD-421 SS1, 853 nucleotides. RefSeq lists its product as uncharacterized. NCBI's taxonomy places the organism in Eukaryota, Fungi, Basidiomycota, Agaricomycetes, Polyporales, Polyporaceae. The record is from RefSeq and is a predicted model, not a curated record. The transcript is spliced from 5 exons. The annotation marks the transcript as partial.